UCUGUGGUUUGUUUACUCGGCGCAUGUUUAGGUUAUUUUUUAAAUUUCAAAUAAAAAGGUUAUUUUAAGAGGUUAUUUAAAUCACUAAUACUUAGCUUAGUAUUUUAUUGAAAAAUACAAUGUGGACUACAAAAACAUUUUUGACAAAAACAAAACGUGGGAAUAUAUUAAAGGUAGUCCGAGAGCAUUAUUUACGAGAUGACCUACUAUGUGGAUCAAAUGCUUGUAAUGUAUGCCCACAUAAAGACGAUGAAUAUGUGUUGGAUUCAAUACCUGAGUCAAUAUGUGCUCUUUUUGACUUUCCACACUAUUUAUUACUUGACACAAAUGUGGUUCUCCAUCAAAUUGAUGUGCUUGAAGAAGAUGCAUUGAAAAAUGUAAUAAUUCUGCAAACAGUACUUGAGGAGGUCAAACAUCAAAAUACAGCUAUAUUUCAAAGGCUUCUUGAAAUUAUUCAUGAUAAAAAAAGAAAAUUCUAUUCAUUUGUUAAUGAACAUCAUAAAGAUACAUAUGUAGAGCGUAGCCCUGGUGAAAAACAAAAUGAUAGAAAUGAUAGAGCUAUAAGGAAAGCAGUUACUUGGUAUACUUCUCAUUUGUCCAUAAAUAAUGUUUCUGGACAAUUUCCACAAAUAAUUCUAUUGACCGACGAUGAAAAUAAUAGGAAGAUUGCACAAGAGGAAGGGAUUAUAUGCUGUUCAGUUAAAGAUUAUGUUGAAAAUGUGAAUGGUUUUGUUGGUCUCGUUGAUAAACUCUCUAAGAAUGUUAUACCUGAGAGCUGUUCUAAAGAUGCUUUGUAUCCUGCUCACCUGACUCCAACACAAAUACACACAGGAAUUCGUAAUGGAAAGCUGUAUCAGGGUACAUUUCAUGCUUCUAGAGACAAUUUCCUUGAAGGAACAGUUUCUGUUAAUGGCUUUGAAAAACCUAUUCUUUUGCAAGGUCACAUUGGUAUAAACAGAGCCGUUGAUGGCGACACUGUUGCUAUUGAAGUAUUUCCCAAAGAAGAAUGGCGAAGACCAAGUGAUAUAGUACUUGAAGAUAAGGCUGACGAUCCUGGUGAUUUGCUGGAAGAAGAAUCUGUUCUGCUGAGCUCAGCUAAACCAGCAGAUAAUAGCAAAGACGAGAUAACUCCGACUGGAAAAGUUGUAGGCAUUAUUAGGCGCAAAUGGAGACAGUACUGUGGAAUAUUGCUGCCUAGUAAAUUUCCAGGUGCUACUCGUCAUUUAUUCACACCGGCUGAGAAGCGCAUACCGCGUGUUCGAAUCGAGACGCGUCAAAGUGACAUACUUUCAUCUCAACGGAUACUAGUUGCGCUAGAUUCCUGGCCUAGAAACAGCAGAUAUCCUCUAGGGCAUUUCGUCAGAGCCCUAGGACAAAUAGGUGACAAAGAUGCUGAAAAUGAAGUGAUACUUCUAGAACAUGAUGUGCCUCAUGCCAGAUUUAGUGAAGCAGUUUUGGCUUGUUUACCGCCCAACGAUUGGACUAUCCCUGAAGAAGAAAUAAAAAAACGUGUAGACCUCCGUUCUGUAUGCAUCUGUUCCGUUGACCCUCCGGGCUGUACCGAUAUCGAUGACGCGUUGCACGCCCGUCCAAUAGAGGGCGUUACUACCGACGGAUUGAAGAAGUACGAGGUGGGCGUCCAUAUUGCUGACGUCACAUAUUUCGUCCGCCCCAACACGGCUUUGGAUAAAGAAGCGGCUUCUAGGUCUACUACUGUUUAUUUGGUGGAUAGGCGAAUCGAUAUGGUGCCUGAUUUACUGAGUUCUAAUUUGUGUUCGCUUCGCGGGGGAGAGGAGAGGUUGGCAUUUUCAUGCGUCUGGGAAAUCGACGAGAAUGCGAAUGUUUUAUUUACAAAGUUCCAUAAAAGCGUUAUAAAGUCGGCAGCAGCAAUGACUUAUGAAGAGGCACAAAAUGCGAUCGACGACGAGUCAAGAAAGGAUGUUAUAGUGCAAUCUCUGCGUACUCUGAAUAUGCUGGCGAAGAAACUCAAACAGAAACGCCUCGACAAUGGCGCCUUGUUGCUUGCCUCGCCAGAAAUACGGUUUCAGGUUGAUUCUGAGACGCACGAUCCCGUGGAAGUUCAGGCGAAGAAGAUAAUGGACACAAAUUCUAUGGUGGAAGAGUUCAUGUUACUAGCUAACGUUAGUGUGGCGGAGAAGUUGGCGGAGGAAUUUCCGCAGUGCGCACUUUUACGACGUCAUCCCGCCCCUCCGCCCGCUAACUUCACCACUUUUCUGAAAGCUACUACCCAGCAGGGUUUCGAAAUCGACGUAUCCACAAACAAAUCAUUCUCGAAAUCUUUGGACGAAGCUGUGUUGCCAGAUCGUCCAUUUUUCAAUACGUUGUUGCGCAUCAUGGCGACGCGUUGUAUGCAACAAGCCGUAUACUUCUCCAGCGGAACACUCUCGCAUCCAGAAUAUUAUCACUACGGAUUGGCAUGCCCUAUUUACACACAUUUCACUUCGCCUAUAAGACGUUAUGCGGACGUGAUCGUGCAUCGUUUACUGGCAGCGUGUAUAGGCGAGGAUGUAACUCACGCGUCGCUAUUGGACACGAAGCAAGCGGACGCAAUCUGCGACAAUCUCAACUACAGGCACAGGCAAGCGCAGUAUGCGGGCCGAGCGUCUGUAGCUCUCAAUACGCACAUUCUUUUCAAGAAUCGUGUCGAAAUAGAGUCGGCAGUAGUGUUGUCGGUUAAGCGGAACGCUCUACAAGUACUUAUACCGAAGUAUGGACUCGAAGGACCAUUGUACUUGCCAUCUGAAAAAUUCACUUAUAAUGAAGAGGAACAUUACCAGAUAUGCGGCGACGUCACUUUAAAAACCUUCGACGAGUUGACAGUUCGAUUGUCGUUAGACAGCACCAACCUACAACAUCGCAAGUUAGUUUUUGAACUAGUCAAACCGCAUGUGCCAGGUUUUAGUUAUGAACCGGAACAAAUGGAAGUGGAAACGAUAACUCCAGAUCAAGAGGUGAAGGAGACACCGAUCAAGAAGAGGAAAGAGACAAAAGAUAGUAAAGCUAAGAAAAAGUCUAAAAAACAAUAA
Messenger RNA from Diatraea saccharalis (sugarcane borer), 3047 nucleotides. Lineage: Eukaryota; Metazoa; Arthropoda; Insecta; Lepidoptera; Crambidae. The record is from the annotation of a GenBank genome assembly.